AUGAUAUCAAGUAUAAUUAAAAAGAUUAACAUUAUGAAGUCAUUUCAGUUAAUAGAUUCAGCAUUUAGAUCAUAGAAAUUAUAAUAUAAAACGAACCUAAUUGCAAAUUUUUAAUUAAUGAAUAAAGUUAGAUAGAUUAUAUCAUUAAUAGAUAAGAAGAAAGAGAUAAAAGAAAUAUUAGCCAAUAUCCGAAGGUUUGUGAAUUUUUUAAAUUACAGUAAGAGGACAUUUUAUUUUUUGCAGUUACAAAUCAUAAAUUUUACAAUAAAAAAUUUUUUAUACAUUAGUUUUUACUAGAAAAUAAAUAAAUUCCUUUGGCUGAGUUUUAAGAUGAUAUUCUUACUUAUAUUUUAUAAUCAAUAGAUAAAAAAGUAUUAAGUAUAUAUUUUAAAUAAGAGUGGUUAUUGA
Tetrahymena thermophila SB210 is the source of this 408-nucleotide messenger RNA. Its product is annotated as transmembrane protein, putative. The record is from RefSeq and is a predicted model, not a curated record. The transcript has a single exon. NCBI's taxonomy places the organism in Eukaryota, Ciliophora, Oligohymenophorea, Hymenostomatida, Tetrahymenidae.